AUUGCUCGAAUUACACACAAAAAAAGAAAGAAAAAAAUAGCAUGGAUAUUAUAGAAAAUGAUGAAAAUACGAGAAAACUUUGAAUCACGAUUUAUUCAUGCGGAAAAAAUGUACGAUCUUACCUCAAAAUGGACGUAAAUCGCAACAUGUGCACUUACUACUUUCGUAGAAAUAAGUUCUAUUGAUAACAACACAGCUCGUACACCGUAUCGAACAAAUUGCUAGAAUCUUUGAAUCUUCUUUUGAAAAAUUUUCUAUUAAAUUUUGAUGAGACGGUAACAACUUGUCCGUCGAUCGGUUCUUUUUACCUAGCCUUUUUUCCACGCAAGCGCCAAUGGACACCAUACGCCAUUGUUUCUCUGUAGUCGUUCUCAAUCGUUCAAAGAGUUUUCUACCGUGGAUUGGAAAAAUCUAUUUUUAUCAUCAGACAAUAUGAGCGUAAAAACAGCGAGAAACAUAAGAGAUUAUCAUAACAUUCAUUACAAAUCGGAUGCCGAGUACACGGUACGCGUGGCUAAAAUAUUAUUGACAAUGGUCGGAAUCUGGCCAAGGAGGAACACGUUUUCAAACAACGUUAAAUUUUACGUUCAGACAACAAUAGUCUUUUUCCUCAUGUGUUUCCUCUUAUUGCCACACGUGAUCUAUACUUACUUCGAUUGCGAAAAUCUGACCAAAUACAUGAAGGUGAUAGCCGCCCAGGUUUUCAGCCUUUUGGCGAUCAUCAAGAUCUGGACGAUUCUGAUUAACAGAAAUGAGAUCAGAUUUUGCUUGAUGGAGAUGGAGGUACAGUACAGAGACGUGGAAUGCGAAGAGGAUCGGUUGGUGAUGAUGAACACCGCGAAAAUCGGCCGAAUCUUCACAAUCGUGUAUCUGUUCCUCGGUUACGGAGGUGCCUUGCCCUAUCACGUUAUUUUGCCCCUCAUAUCAGAGAGGAUCGUCAAAGCGGACAACAGUACUCAGAUACCUUUGCCAUACUUGAGCGAUUACGUUUUCUUUGUCAUCGAAGACUCGCCAACUUACGAGAUAACUUUCGUCGUGCAAAUGUUCACCAGUUUCCUAAUAAUGUCUUUGAAUUAUGGGAUCUACAGCUUGAUCGCCUCUAUAACGAUGCACUGCUGCGGUCUGUUCGAGGUCACCAACAGAAGGAUCGAGACGAUUUUAAAAAACCGAGAUUUGCGUGGCCGCAUCGCUGACAUUAUUCAGUCUCAUCUGAAAGCAAUCGAAUAUUCUGCACUGGUUGGAAAAUCACUGAGCAUCGUAUUUUUGUCGGAAAUGCUUGGUUGUACCAUCAUAAUAUGUUUCUUAGAAUUUGGAGUGAUUGUGGAAUGGGAAGAUCAUAAAACAUUCAGUAUGGUAACAUAUUUUGUUUUAGUGACGUCAAUGUUUGUAAAUGUUUUCAUAUUAUCAUUCAUUGGUGAUCGUCUCAAACAAGAGAGUGAAAGAAUAGGACAAACAUCAUAUUUCCUACCAUGGUACGAGUUUCCGACAGAAAUAGCGAAAAAUAUAAGGAUAAUCAUACUUAGAGCUAGUCGACCAUCAAGCCUGUCUGGUGCCAAGAUGUUAGAUCUUUCGCUUCGAGUAUUUUGUGAUGUAAAUUUCAUUGUAUUUCUCACAUUACAUUAUUUUCAACGUAUUGUUGUAAAAAUUCUUGAAAACGAAAAAAUUAUUGUAGGUUUUUAAAACUUCAGCAGCAUAUCUAAAU
Messenger RNA from Apis mellifera (honey bee), 1702 nucleotides. RefSeq names its product odorant receptor 3. Gene Ontology annotation, biological process: detection of chemical stimulus involved in sensory perception of smell; sensory perception of smell. Bases 433 to 1680 code for a protein of 415 amino acids. The transcript has 4 exons. NCBI's taxonomy places the organism in Eukaryota, Metazoa, Arthropoda, Insecta, Hymenoptera, Apidae. The record is from RefSeq and is a predicted model, not a curated record. Gene Ontology annotation, cellular component: plasma membrane. Gene Ontology annotation, molecular function: odorant binding; olfactory receptor activity.